Messenger RNA from Tricharina praecox, 528 nucleotides. RefSeq lists its product as uncharacterized. NCBI's taxonomy places the organism in Eukaryota, Fungi, Ascomycota, Pezizomycetes, Pezizales, Pyronemataceae. The coding region runs from base 1 to 528 and encodes 175 amino acids. The transcript is spliced from 2 exons. The record is from RefSeq and is a predicted model, not a curated record.
AUGUACUCCCUCUUCGCAACGCUCACCCUCCUAGUUGCGGGUGUCCUCGCCGGACCCACGCCAGAUGUCGUCGGCGCCAAUGUCCACCGCGCCCCUGGAUUCGAGCUGCCCGCGGGGGUCCCAUCUCCGCCGCAGCCGCCAGCCGACCUCGUUGGCCCCGUCAGGUCCAAUAGGCUGUACCUGACGACGCCCUCUGGCACACGGUACUGCAGCUCGUACUCCACGCCGCUGCAGCAGGGAGUGCGCGAGAAUGGCUGGACUCUGCUGAAGCUGAAGGAGAGCUGGUGCUGUAACACGAGUCCUUCGGGGUGCACGUUGCUGGCGCACUCGAUAAACGCCAUUGCAACCGUGUGCGCCCAGCAGCUCGACAAGAUGCUCUGUGUGCCCUGCUGGAUCGUCGGCAACGCCCAGAUCAAUAUCGCAGAGUACUGUGCGAAACAAUCCGGCGGGAAGUGGAAGUUGGAGGGAAGGGUUAGGUAUACGCAGGAGGGAUAUUGGGUCGAUGUUAACGCUUUCCGCUGGGGAUAG